AUGCAUCUAAUCCUCACAGGCGCCACCGGCCUCAUCGGCUCCGCCGUCCUAGACGCCAUGAUCAAGACCAAAGACAUCACCAAGAUCUCCAUCAUCAGCCGACGACCCGUCAAGAUGGCCGAAGACGCCAAGGACCCGCGCAUCAACGUCAUUCUUCACAAGGAUUUCGAGAAGUACGACAGUGAGGUACUCAACCAGCUCCAGGGUGCAACGGGAUGUGUUUGGGCGCUGGGAAUCAGUCAGAAUGCCGUUGGCAAGGAGGAAUACGUCAAAAUAACCAAAGACUUUCCCCUCGCCGCCGCCGCCGCUUUCCAGACCUUACCCCCUUCUUCUUCUUCUCCUCCCGACCAAGAUAAACAACCCUUCCGCUUCAUCUACGUCUCCGGCGAAGGCACCACCACCACCCCUCUCUCCUCCAAACCCCUCUUAUCAAGACUCACCACCCCCUGGUUCGCCAUCAUCAAAGGCCAAGCCGAACUCGCCCUCUCCCAGCUUUCUAGUCCCACCUUCCUACCCUUCUCUAUGCGCCCCGCCUUCAUCGACGCGGCCGCCCACCCUGCCAUUCACCCGUACAUCCCCAAAGUGUCCGGCCUUUAUACUUUGAGCAACUGUGUUUUGGGACCACCCAUCCGAGUGGGGUACAAGAAGAUGUGGAGUCCUACGGAACAUUUGGGCAAGUUUUUGGUGGAGAUGGCGAUGGGCAAGUGGGAUGAGACGAUCAAGAAGGAGGCGGAGGCUUCGAAUGAAAAAGGGUUUGAGAAGUUGGAAGGGGGUGGGAUGGUGGUGGUGGGGAAUGAAGGGUGGAGGAGGAUUGCUUCGUUGGAGGGGUAG
Messenger RNA from Neurospora tetrasperma FGSC 2508, 831 nucleotides. RefSeq lists its product as uncharacterized. The transcript is spliced from 2 exons. The record is from RefSeq and is a predicted model, not a curated record. Lineage: Eukaryota; Fungi; Ascomycota; Sordariomycetes; Sordariales; Sordariaceae. The coding region runs from base 1 to 831 and encodes 276 amino acids.